UCCACAUGUUACUGUGGCAACAAAUUCUAACCAAUAUUUCAAAUUUCCAGUAAUUUAAAAGCAACUUGCAAUUGAAAUAACAAAUCAGUUGAGAUAUAUUUUUGAUUGGUUGGCGAUCGAUCGGAGAUGAACUUCUUCGAUUCUCGUCCUCGUCGGAUAGGAGGGCGGCAGGAACAUCUGUUCAUGCUGUUCUCCUUCGCCCUCUCCCUUUCCCUAUUUCAUUCGGUUUCCACUGCAGGCAUGACAGGGACUCCGCAAGGCGGCGGAUCAACCGAUUCCUACACCCAUUCCAAUCCAUCUUCAGCUGGGGUCACUAUAGAGCACGCAGGAGAGUGUUUUGCUGACUCGGACUGUGCGAGUAGUGGUGCCGUGUGCUCUGCCGACGGCAGGUGUGGCUGCCCGGAAGGCGCCACCGAACUCUCAAUCUGCGAGGCCAAAGGGUGUGCCAUAGAUGACCCCAGUUGUAAUUGCGACACUCUGGGAUCUCUGUACUGUCUACCUGCGGGCGAGUGCCUUGACAGUUCAGACUGUGCCUCCAAUGCCGUGUGUGACAAUGGCAGCUGUGUCUGUGACACUGGAUUCACCGGCCUCAUGAUAUGCCCAGUCGGGCAGCCUUGUGAUCUCAAGGGCGUCAACUACUGCCUGAUCGACGGCAGUUGUCUCGACGGCGAUGACUGUCCAGCUAAUUCGCAGUGUGUCAUGGGGGAGAAUGGGACUGCGGGGUCGUGCAGAUGUGACGUCGGCUAUGAGGGGCUCAUGGUGUGUCAAGACCCCGACUGUGAUCUUCCCGGAGACAAUCUCUGCCUCGCUGACGGCAGCUGUUUGGACAGCGAAGACUGCGUAGACCCAAACGACUCUUGCGACGAAACAACUGGAUACUGCUAUUGUCACCAGGGUUACAUCAGACACAAGUACGAUAAAGCCACAUGCAUUGACCAAUGUGUGUGGCCCCCCAACUCUGCUCCGGAUGACUUCCUGCCGAGGGGUCUGGGCCAGGACUCCUCUCGCUACUUCUACAAUCCAGACACUGGACUGUGUGAGUUCUACAUGGUGUCCAAUGCAGCAGAGUAUUAUGGAUUCAUCGACAAGGCCAAGUGCGAAAACUGGUGCAUGAAAAAAAUCAUGCAGCUUCCAAAGAAAGAAGGACCCGACUACAUGCUGAGCUGUGAGCCGGAGCUGCCCAAAUUCCAGCGAUUCUACUAUGACUCGGACAGCCAGUCUUGUAAGCCGUUCGACUACCGAGGAGUGGGUGGGAACGCAAACCAGUUCAAGAAUAUGUCGGAGUGCAGAACGAGAACGACUGGCUCUAUUAAGCAGCUGCAGUGCACGACCACCAUAGACAUGCUGGCCUUCUGCGACAGUCAGUGGGCGGAGAUGAACAAACAGUGCAACAUCUACAAGACAAAAGACAACGGGUGCAUCGAUGACAUGUGCGAAUGCCUCGACGACAAGGAAGAAGUCGAGGAGCCCUAUUUGAAAUCGGAAGACGAGACACUGACUAAAGCCAAGUGGGGUCAUUUCCAAUGUGGAGAUCGCUCCCACGCCAUCAAGUACCGAAGAUGGAAGAAGAGCUUCGCCUGUGAGUCGCUGGAGGGCGUCUUCGAGGGAACAUGUCCGGACAAGUCCGUGUGCGUGAACAUAAACAGCACCAUGAGAGAGACUAUCACGUGUGAGUGUAAAGAGAACUACAUGGAAGUGUAUCAACCUGAUGCGAAAGAUCUUCUGGACUUCACUUGUGAACCGGAGCCUCGCCCGUGUUUUGGGGAAGGGAAAUUCAAUGUCACAAUUGGAGAUGUCGACUAUUGUCUCACUCUCAAAUGCGACGAAAAGAAAUCAUUCUGCGAUUCCCAACUGGAUUGUAUCGCUGGCGGCGGGUGGCUGGUCGAAAAACCAUCUGACGUCAACGUCGAGACAUUCUACACAUCUCUAGCAGAGGUUUUGGAGGCUUCAAGUGCUUCUGUUCACUGGACCGGCUUGAGCGACUUGGUUGGAACUAACAGACUGGAUGCGACUUCUGGAUCUUCCAGUUUUAGGAUCUCGAACGCGACCAGCAAUAGACUGGAUCGAAGGUGCAUGGCUAUGACCGGAUCCAGCAACGUCGACUUGGGAUCCUGUGCCGAUAAGCAUUGCUAUAUCUGCCAGACUCCUACCUAUGUGCGCAAGUGUCCCCUGAACUGGAAGCCAGUGAAUGACGAGGUCGAGGGGGACUGUGUGUUCUUCUCUGACCAGCUCAGACUCACCCACACCAGGGCCAGCAUGUACUGCGAGGCAUUCGGAGCCCAACUAGUCACAGUGGACAAAAACAUACACGCUUUCCUCGUCAGCUUCUUGUCCGGACUCAACCCAUACGACGCGUAA
Molecule: messenger RNA, 2358 nt
Organism: Symsagittifera roscoffensis
Lineage: Eukaryota; Metazoa; Xenacoelomorpha; Acoela; Convolutidae
Exons: 14
Coding region: 127-2358 (743 amino acids)
Molecular function (GO): serine-type endopeptidase inhibitor activity
Source: RefSeq, a predicted model, not a curated record